Molecule: messenger RNA, 1605 nt
Organism: Purpureocillium takamizusanense
Lineage: Eukaryota; Fungi; Ascomycota; Sordariomycetes; Hypocreales; Ophiocordycipitaceae
Exons: 5
Coding region: 1-1605 (534 amino acids)
Biological process (GO): transmembrane transport; carbohydrate transport
Cellular component (GO): membrane
Molecular function (GO): carbohydrate:proton symporter activity
Source: RefSeq, a predicted model, not a curated record
AUGGAGUCCAAGGGCGAGAUGCACGAGGCCGACCGCGUCGACAGCAAGAACGAGGCCGGCCAUGUCGAGCUCAACGCCAAGGUCCUGGCCAACGCGGACCUCAUGAACGAUGCCGUCGAUGGCGAGAACCGCGAGCACGAGCAGGGCCUCUGGGAGGCGGCCAAGGAGCAUCCCUGGGCCUGCCUGUGGGCAUUCAUCAUGUGCUUCACCAUUGUCAUGGAAUCGUUCGACAUGUUCUUGAACGGCAACUUUGUCGCGCAGGCUGCCUUCCAGAAGCGAUACGGCGUUCUUGUCGCCGAGGGCUACACCAUCGAGACGAAAUGGCAGAGCGCUCUCUUCCAGUCUGGUCAAUGCGGUGCCUUCCUCGGUGUCUUCAUGGCCGGACCCGUCACCAACCGCUUCGGUUACCGCUGGACCACCAUCAUGGCCCUGGUCCUGAUGAAUGCCACCAUCUUCAUCUCCUUUUUUGCCCAAUCUCUCGCCGUCCUCGUCGUCGGACAGCUGUUCGAGGGCAUUCCCUGGGGUUUCUUCAUUGCCAACUCCCCCGCCUACGCCAGUGAGAUCGUCCCGCUCGCCCUCCGAGGUGCUUGCACGGCCACGCUGCAGAUGAGUUGGUCCAUCGGCGGAAUCAUUGUCGCCGCCGCGACUCUCGGCUACAAUUCGCGGACCGACGAGUGGGCUUGGCGAGCGCCCCUUGCUCUCCAGUGGCUUUUCCCCACCCCGCUGUUGGUCCUCAUCUGGUUCGCGCCCGAGUCGCCAUGGUGGUUGAUUAGGCGUGGACGAAAGGAGGAGGCCCAGCGUUCCAUCGAGCGCCUCGGCUCCAAGUCGCCCGAGCACACCCAGCAGACGCUGGCCAUGAUGGAGCGUACCGUGGAGAUUGAGGCUCAGCAGGGUGGCAACCCCACGCUCAUGGAUCUCCUCAAGGGCACCGACUUGAGGCGAACCAUCAUCACUUGCUUGAUGUACGCGUCGCAGAACUUUGCCGGAAACCUGAUUGCCAACCAGGCGACUUUCUUCUUUGAGCAGGCCGGCAUCUCGUCUGACCGUGCUUUUGAGCUCAACCUGAUCAACUCGUGCCUCCAGUUCAUCGCCAACGCGCUGUCGUGGCCGCUCACGGCGUGGUUCCGUCGCCGAACCAUCUACCUCUACGGCACCGCCGUCAACGUCACCCUGCUCUUCAUCCUCGGCAUCGUCGCCUCCGUUCCCCAGACCUCCGGCACCAACUACGCGCAGGCCGUGCUGGGCAUCGUCAUCUCCUUCGUCUACGCCGGCGCGCUCGGGCCCAUCUCCUACACCAUCAUCGCCGAGACGUCCACGGUCCGUCUCCGCGCGCUGAGCACCGGUGUCGGACGCGCCGCCUACUACGUUGCGGAAAUUCCCAUGAUCUACCUGGCGUCGCAGCUGCUCAACCCCACGGGAUGGAACCUCGCCGGCAAGUGCGGCUACGUCUGGGGAGGCACCGCCGUCGUGUGCUGGAUCAUGGCCUACUUCUUCCUUCCUGAGCUCAAGCACCGCUCGUACCGCGAGGCCGACAUCCUCUUCAACCGCAAGGUUCCUGCCCGCAAGUUCAAGUCGACCAUCAUCGACGUCAAGGACAACGAGUAA